Messenger RNA from Microtus ochrogaster (prairie vole), 1602 nucleotides. RefSeq names its product proliferation-associated 2G4 (gene Pa2g4). The record is from RefSeq and is a predicted model, not a curated record. Lineage: Eukaryota; Metazoa; Chordata; Mammalia; Rodentia; Cricetidae.
UCGCUCUCUCCGCCCGCCCUCCCGCUCCCUUGCUUGCUCGCGCUUUCCUCGCGGAUCGUAGGGACUCUGGCUACAGCUUGUGGCUGGGAAGGGAGACGGAGGCCGCAGCUCAGGGAAAGUGAAGCUGCAGUAGUGGUGGUAGGAAGAUGUCGGGCGAAGACGAGCAGCAGGAGCAAACUAUCGCCGAGGACCUGGUCGUGACCAAGUAUAAGAUGGGGGGCGACAUCGCCAACCGGGUACUUCGGUCUUUGGUGGACGCUGCCAGCUCAGGUGUGUCAGUACUGAGCCUGUGUGAGAAAGGAGAUGCCAUGAUCAUGGAAGAGACAGGGAAAAUCUUCAAGAAAGAGAAGGAAAUGAAAAAAGGUAUUGCCUUUCCUACCAGCAUUUCGGUAAAUAACUGUGUAUGUCACUUCUCCCCUCUGAAGAGUGACCAGGACUAUAUACUCAAGGAAGGUGACUUGGUAAAAAUUGACCUUGGAGUCCAUGUGGACGGCUUCAUUGCUAACGUGGCUCACACUUUUGUGAUUGGUGUAGCUCAGGGGACCCAGGUCACAGGGCGGAAAGCAGACGUCAUUAAGGCAGCUCAUCUUUGUGCUGAAGCUGCCUUACGACUGGUCAAACCUGGAAACCAGAACACGCAAGUGACAGAAGCCUGGAACAAAGUUGCUCACUCAUUUAAUUGCACGCCAAUAGAAGGUAUGUUGUCACACCAGCUGAAGCAGCACGUGAUCGAUGGGGAGAAAACCAUCAUCCAGAACCCUACAGACCAGCAGAAGAAGGACCAUGAAAAGGCUGAAUUUGAGGUACAUGAAGUUUAUGCUGUGGAUGUCCUCGUCAGCUCAGGAGAAGGCAAGGCCAAAGAUGCAGGACAGAGAACCACCAUUUACAAACGUGACCCCUCUAAACAGUACGGCUUGAAGAUGAAGACUUCACGUGCCUUUUUCAGCGAGGUGGAAAGGCGUUUUGAUGCCAUGCCAUUUACUUUAAGAGCAUUUGAAGAUGAGAAGAAGGCUCGGAUGGGUGUGGUAGAAUGUGCCAAGCAUGAAUUACUGCAGCCAUUUAAUGUUCUCUAUGAGAAGGAGGGUGAAUAUGUUGCCCAGUUUAAAUUUACAGUCCUACUCAUGCCCAACGGUCCCAUGCGGAUAACCAGUGGUCCCUUCGAGCCUGACCUCUACAAGUCGGAGAUGGAAGUCCAGGAUGCAGAGCUAAAGGCUCUCCUCCAGAGUUCUGCAAGUCGAAAAACACAGAAAAAGAAGAAAAAGAAGGCCUCCAAGACUGCAGAGAAUGCAACCAGUGGAGAGACAUUAGAAGAGAAUGAAGCUGGGGACUGAGGUGGGUCCCAUAUCCCCAGCUUGUCAUUCCUGCCUCACCCCUUCCCACCGCACCCCAGGCUCUGAAGUGCAGUUCGUCUUCGCCACCCAAGACCGCCAGCAGAGCGGGGUCUUCUGCCCUCAUCCCAGACCCCCGCCCAUUCACCCACCCACUCUUUCCAACAAAAAACCAGCUCCAACUGACUCUGGUCUUGGGAGGCCAGGCUUCCCAGCCACUGAAGACUACUUUCAGUAGAAAAAGAAAUUGAUAAUAAAAUCAGGAGUCAAAAUG